UUUUGCAACGGGGCCAUUUUGGGCUGUGGCGCCGUCGCAACACACGCAAACAGAAUGACGGCUACAAGAAGUGUGCCUUUACCGGAAUUACCGCGGCGGACAGAAACCCGUGGGGACUGGUGAGUAGUUAACUAUUGCCCUUGUGCUUAUGAUACCGAUAGCAGGUUUUGCUUUCGGAGAACGAUCUGUCACUAAGCUCAAAGUGCACACACCUCGUUCGUAGAAAAUGGGGACGAGCUGACCAGUGGCAAUCCGCACCGAUGUAUGCGGUUAGGUUUCUACGCUUGAUUACAACAAGAUCUUCUCUUUCAUCUAUCAAUGCAAAUCCUGUUUACUCACCGUCCAGAGCUUCGUGUGAUGUAACAUUUGGUCAUUUAAUAGAAUUGCUGACGAAAAGCCCAAGACCUCAAGCUUACGGUUCAAUGUCAAAGUUCAGAAAUCCAUUCCAUGUGCAAAAGUGCCAUGAGCAGCUCCCAAAAUUGAAGGAUCAGGGUCAGGAGGUAAUUUCACUUGGUUCAAUGCUGUUGGUUUAUCAGCACUGCUCGGAUCAAUUAGCAUGUGGCCCCGGACUGCAUAUGCGAUGGAUGACUUUGGUGCUUUUUUGGAUGAUGGUCACAGCUUGGGCUUAAUGGAAAAUCCCAAAACUAAGAAAGACCACGGGACUUUCUUUGUCUUACUAAAGAAACUAAUUGUUCCUAUUUUCCUAGUGGCAACUAUUUUUCUAAAUUUGGGUCAUCCUCUCAUCCUUGCUGCAAAAGUAACUCUUAUUCUUUACAUGACGAAGCCCAGCCCUCUCUCGAUUUAUCUCUUUGUUGAAGAGAUACGAAAUCAAGUCAUCUGUAAACAUCCAUUCAUUUUUCAAUUCAAGUCAUUGUAUGCAAAUAAAGUUGAGGUUGAAGAUUAUGAGAUCUUCUGUUUGGCUACAGUGGAACUAAAAGAACAGAAGUUCACUGUAGUUGGAUUUCUUGGAAGCUGGUGGGUUUUGCCUGUAUCCUCCUCGCGGGAAGAUGGAUUAUUUUCUAUGCUCAAGGACAGAUUUAAGAAAAUUUUAAGUUGAGGUUUUGUUGUAUACAAAAUGCAGUGUAGACCAUAGAGAGGUUAUGGGCGUGUUGUUAUCCAAUAUAUGCCAAAAGUGCAAGCUGAGGGAGGAACAGCUGCCUAGCAUAGUAGCAUGGAACUUAUUGAGGCUCUAUUUACUUUCAAUUUCUUUCUAUAGUAUCAAGACUAUGUUGUCUGCCUUUCAUAAAUUUUGCUUCAAUUAGUCAAUAAAUAUUCCUAUGUAGCCUGCAUUGCUGCAACUCUAUAGCAUUAUAAUUAGAAAAUUGCUAUUGGUACCUCAAAAAUUACCCCAUCUUUACCCCAUAUAAAUACCUCCCCCACUUUUCUCCUCCCCUUCCUCCUCCCUCCCCCACUUUUCUUUCGCCCUCCCCCUCUCCCCUGGUUCUUAGUUCCACACAACCCAUCUCCUCCCUUUUCUCUUUUACUUUUCUCCAUUUCAAGAUCUCUCCAUUUCUUAAAUGUUUCUCAUUUUUACCAUCUUUUCCCCUUUCAACCUUCUUCUCCUACUUCUCUCGUCUUUCGCCUUUUUUCCAUUUCAAAUGGCGGAGCUACAGUAAUCGGACAAAUGGGGAGAGCUAGGUGAACAAGAAGGAACAACGAAGGUGUAGACCAAGAAGUUUAGAGCAGAUCUUAUUUUCUUGAUUUUUUAUUCUUGAUUUUGUUUUCUUGUUUUUUUGGGUGUGUUUUCAAAAUAAAAAGGGAUGUCUGUCUGACAGACAACUUGUAAGUGCAGUGUCUCUGUGUCUGUAUUUGUUAGUAAGACUCGUGAAGUUUUCUGUCAUUUGAAAACUAAAUGUCUGUAAUUGAUAUGUAAUAGUCUGUCAUUUGCUUGUAAGUUGUCUAUAUUUUUUGAGUUGUCUAUCAUGUUGUUGUGAGGAGUCUGUAAGAGUCGUGAAGUUGUCUGUCUGUCUGUAAUUGAUGGUUAAUUGUUUGUCAGUUGUUUUGAGUUGUCUGUAUUUGUUUUUGAGUUGUCUAUAUUUGUUUUGAUUUGUCUGUAUUUGAUUGU
This is a messenger RNA of Cuscuta epithymum, 2065 nucleotides long. The record is from the annotation of a GenBank genome assembly. Lineage: Eukaryota; Viridiplantae; Streptophyta; Magnoliopsida; Solanales; Convolvulaceae.